CAGAUUUACUCCAACGGAUUCCGGGAAUUCCAAAUACAGUGCAUAGAAUCUACCUAAGGUUAAUGUACCCAUCCUUGACGAUGAUGAGAAAUAACGGGACUGAUAAAUGUGCUCUCAGCACGCAUCAUGCGCUCACCCUGGCCUAUCUCAGCCUCUAUGAUGCUGCUACCACUGGUAGCAGCUGACUGGCAAUUCAAAUCGCGCCCUGAUCUGGCGCCGCCCAAACUGAAUAUUACCAUCCCUGCAGCCGCGGAUGUGGAGAAGGGGUACCUCUUCGUUGCUCCUUUUGCUGGUAUCGCAGAUGGCCCCGGAGAGAUGCAUGGCCCUCGCCAGGCAUCUCCUUACAUCUUCCGGGAUGAUGGUGAGCUAGUCUGGUCCGGAUACUCCUACUACUCCAUCUGGGCAACCAACUUUCAGAAAGCCCGAUGGAACGGCAAGGAUGUCCUAUUCUGCUUCGAGGGUGACCAUAAUUCGGCUUAUGGGCAUGGUCACGGCCAUGUCACCUUCCUAGACCAGCACUAUGAGACCAUCCGCGAGUUGCGUGCUGGUAACCAUAAGAUUAUGGACAAGCAUGAGUUCCACAUUAUCAAUGAGGAGACGGCUUUGAUACAAAUCUACCAACCUGUGCCAAUGGACCUCACUCCCUGGGGAGCCAGUGCGGAGCAACAGUGGAUCGUGGAUGCCAUCAUCCAAGAGCUUGAUAUUGCAACCGGUGAUGUUCUGUUUGAGUGGUCCAGCUUGGAUCAUGUCCUUCCCGACGAGGCAAUCCUCCCCAUCAACCCUGGCCAAGCUGGCGCAGGCUACAACUCUUCAGAUGCAUGGGACUACUUCCACAUCAACUCCGUGGACAAAGACUUUGACGGGAACUAUCUCAUCUCCGCCCGUGAUGCCUGCGCCGUACACAAAAUCAACGGCAGCAGCGGCGAGAUCAUCUGGCGUCUGGGAGGUGUCAAGUCCGACUUCGAACUAGGCCCAAACGCCAACUUCUGCUUCCAACACCACGCUCGAUUCGUUUCCAAAGAUGGUGACUCCGAGAUCAUAUCCCUAUAUGACAACUCCGCUCACGGCACCGAGAACGGUCGCGGCCACGAAGUUCACACCCACCCAUUCUCACAAGGCAAGAUCAUCAAAGUCAACACUGCCACCUGGAAAGCAUCCAUCGUCCAAGCCUUCCAACCACCCGAUGGCCUAUUGUCCAAGUCUCAAGGCGGCACCCAAUUGCUACCCAACGGCAACGUCCUUGUGAACUGGGGCUCUGAGGGUGCAUUGACCGAGUUCCGCCCAGACGGCACUCCAAUUCUACACGCCUACAUGGACUCGGGCUUUCUGGGCGAAGGCGUAGAGAAUUACCGUGCCUUCCGGUAUAACUGGACUGGACUUCCUAAUGAGACACCGGCUAUCGUAUCUCUUCAGAACGACCAGGGUACGACCCUUUAUGUCUCGUGGAACGGUGACACUGAGACAAAGGUCUGGCGCUUUUAUAGCGUGGUUGAUGAGUACGGCUCGCGCGAGUUCUUGGGCGAUGCGAAGAGGACUGGUUUUGAGACUGCGCUGUCACUUCCAGGUCGUGUCAUUUGUGCUGUGUCUGCGGAGGCUAUUGAUGCCAGGGGAAGGGUUUUGACAGCUACUGCUGCUGUGAGAACUAAGGCCGAGGUGCGACCUCCGAAGGCAGCCUCGGUCGGGAAGCAUGAGCAUGGAGCAGUGCAGUCUCAAGUUCAAAUGGGAGGUUCUAGCCACUGGGAGGAGUACAUGAUUCUGAAGUUGGAUCGUUUCUCUCGGGGAUGAGGAUAUGCAGUUCACUCCUUGAGGUUCUCCCUCGAAAGUCAAACGUCGUGCGGGUGGUGCCUGUUUGUUCAACCAAUGGCACCUAGUGGUAACUGUUGUUAGUGAUAGUGUUGAAG
Aspergillus costaricaensis CBS 115574 is the source of this 1901-nucleotide messenger RNA. Its product is annotated as arylsulfotransferase family protein. The transcript has 3 exons. The record is from RefSeq and is a predicted model, not a curated record. The coding region runs from base 127 to 1785 and encodes 552 amino acids. Lineage: Eukaryota; Fungi; Ascomycota; Eurotiomycetes; Eurotiales; Aspergillaceae.